Molecule: messenger RNA, 1019 nt
Organism: Ochotona princeps (American pika)
Lineage: Eukaryota; Metazoa; Chordata; Mammalia; Lagomorpha; Ochotonidae
Gene: TCEAL2
Product: transcription elongation factor A like 2
Exons: 3
Coding region: 271-852 (193 amino acids)
Source: RefSeq, a predicted model, not a curated record
UGGGCAUCAAGUUUCUGCGCCUGUCUUGCUGUCCAGUGCCCGGCGCCGCAAAGAACCCUUUCCCUGAGGUGUCUGAGCUGCUAGCAAGUAGCAAAAGCUCCAGGAGGUGCAGGCUGUCCCGCGUGCCCACAGGUCUGCGUGUCAUUGGUUCCCAGCACCUCUUGAAGCCAGAGAGCAGGAGCAACCUGUGAGGACCCCCUGCAGGUCAGUGGCAAGGGGAGGCCUGGAGGAGACCCAGAAGGGUCGCUGGAGAAGGAAGGUCGUCUCACCAUGGAAACUCUGUACACUGAGGACGAAGGCAUGCCCUCCAACCAAGGAAUGACUGAAAGCAGACAGCCACAGGCUUCGGGAAAUCCAGAGGCAGCUGGUACUCCGGAAGACAAGGACAAACUCGGGAAUAAGGGAAAGACAGAAGUUAAGCAAAUGCUCCUGGAUAAGGGGAAGCCUGAGAGUGAGGGAAAGGCCAAGGAAGGGGAGCCGGGGAGUGAGGGAACCGCAAAAGAGAAGGGUUCCGCAAAGCUGGAGCCAGAGCCCAGGGCUGCAGAAAAGCGCCCGGCCGAGGACGAUGUACCCAGGAAAGCCAAAAGAAAAACCAACAAGGGGCUGGCUCAGUAUCUCAAGGAGUACAAAGAGUCCAUACACAAUAUGAAUUUCAGCAAUGAGGACAUGAUAAGAGAAUUCGACAACAUGGCUAGGGUGGAGGAUGAAAGGAGAAAAUGCAGACAGAAACUGGGAGCUUUUGUGUGGAUGCAAAAAAAUUUACAGGACCCCUUCUACCCAAGGGCCCCAACCGAUAUCAGGGGUGGCUGCAAGGCCCCACGAAGGGACCUUGAAGACAUUCCUUAUCUGUAGUGCCCCUGCAGGCAUUUGUCACAUCUUGUCUUUUAACCUUCCGCUAAUUCUUGGCUUUAGAUGUACUGUUACUCAAAUGCAGCACUCCUGUUUGCACGGCGAAUUUGCACCAUCGGCAUUACAAAGAUGUCAUGAUUCUUGGAAAAAUAAAGCAAAGAUGGCUCAAG